UACUCAGACGAAAUACAGAAAGCCUAAUUUCGCCCAAGCAGAGAUGUGUUUAUUCGAUUCGCUACAGCAAAAGCGAUGCACGGAUGGAUGGUAUGUAGCUAGCAGAAGCUCACUUUUUCUAAUUAUUAAAUGAAUGGUCGGAUCGGCACAAGUGCUGCACACAUGAACAGUAUUGAUCAACUGUGCCUGUGGCAGGAAAACAUCGGAAUUUGCAAUACCUGAUUCCGCUUUAGCAGCAGUCUAGCAAGCAAGCGUGCUCAAGUGUUACACUAAAUGGAUUCUGAAGCCUUGGUGUGCCUACUAUCUUGACGUCCUUCAAGGCACAUUUUCUUUCGAUCCGUUCACUAUAAAAUCGAGAGACGAGCAGUCGCUGAAACCCAGCCUGUACCCGGCGUCUCUCACACAGUCGUAGAACAUGAGGUUACUCACGUCUCAGAUGAUUUUCGCCGCCUGUGUCGUCUCUGCACACGCCCUGAGCGCUCCUCCGCUGCCCAACUCUGUGACUGACGACUGUCCGACAGCUCACGUGGUUUCUUCGACUACGAUUUCCGUUGAUGGCCAAGAGAUCCUGCGGGAGUCGUUCGUUUGUCCCGAUGGCAAAUUCGCGAAUCAUGCGAUGUCCGGAUCCGGGGAAAAUGUAACCGCAAAUCGAUCAACACUCGAAGCACGAGAAGAAAUCGAGUGCAUGUUUCCGCAGAAUAUGCCAGCAGUAUGCCAAUGUGGGGCACAAUGUAAAUCAUUUGAACGAUUCCUAUACCAUACUGAACUCUACUAAACCAACCUAUAUAAUAGUUACAUGCGGAUGCUUUGUGGGAACCAACGCACCGGAAGAGUUUGAUUGUACUUCGCUAUUAAACGCUGUCACUGCGGCAAAUGAGGGAGAGCCGACUUUCACUGUCGAACCAAACGGGAUUGAGGUCGUUACCCUGAGAACCUGCUCGCUUGUGUUUACGAACAUGCAGAGUACCUCUGUAGAAUACUGUUGGGAUAACCUUGUCAGUCUAUCUUUUUCAUUCUACAAUGGAUGAAGCUAAUGCCACGAUCAACGCUUCUAUGAUGUUUCGUUAAUAUUGUUCUCGUACAGAACUUCAUCGGAGAGCGGGCAUGGAGUCAGUGCGUUUUCGAUGAGUCGGACGGUGUCGUGGGCGGAUUGUGUAAAGCAGGAAACGGUCAGUAUACUGU
Messenger RNA from Fomitiporia mediterranea MF3/22, 1182 nucleotides. RefSeq lists its product as uncharacterized. The transcript has a single exon. The coding region runs from base 416 to 775 and encodes 119 amino acids. NCBI's taxonomy places the organism in Eukaryota, Fungi, Basidiomycota, Agaricomycetes, Hymenochaetales, Hymenochaetaceae. The record is from RefSeq and is a predicted model, not a curated record.